UUCAGGCGGUUGGUUGGGAAUGACGUGUCCACAUGGAGUAUGCUAUGGUCUGAAAUGGCUAUUGCGACAAGAAGGACCACGAGAUCAUGUGGACAUGCUUAUGAAUCUCGCUGCUGUUCCGAAUGUUACCAUAUUGGAUAUGGCAAACAUGAUUGUAGCUCAUGCAAGGAACAGAGGAUACGACGUUUUUCAUCCAUUCCAAGGUCGUGUUGCUGAAUAUAGCCUGGAAAAUAUCAGACGAGCUAAUAGUGGUGAGCUAGAGAUAGACUGGCCUUGGUUUCCAAACGGAGAAAGAUGCGACUUGUCAACUGUCGUACAAAGGUCGGAUGGUGAGCAGCUUCUGUGUAAUCCCUCAACUAGAUCUUCUGAUCAUUACUGCCUGUUUGAUCAAUUUCACGAGAAAAAUUCCACGAACCCAGCCGAUUGCUUGCGAAGAGUGUCUUGCGUUAACCAACUUGCCGGGAAGAUCAAUUCAGAAACUGCUGAACAACUCAACAACAGACGAAACCGUGAUAAUUACUUCACAACAUCUUUGACAGCUCACAAUUCCGUCUUCAUGGAGCGAUUGGCAACUCAUUUUAGUAAUGAGAAAUUAAACCAACGUAUCAUAAAUACUCAUCGCAAGCAGUUUGGAAUGGCUAUGAGUUUUAACUCCUUCGGUCAACUUAUAAGUAGAAAUGAAGAUGAUGGGACCGAGCAGGCAUCACAACCAAAACGCGUCCGUUUGUCGACUGAAAGUCUUUCAACAGCUAACAGACCUGCCACAAGUAGCACUGGAACACUAAAUGAUGCUUGUGAUGAGUUGACACACGUUGCUGAGAAAAUGAAUCCCUCAGCUACAAGCAGCUACGACCUUGUUAUAGACUAGUUGUGACCUCGUCAGUCGUCAUCAAAGCUUAAGUGAUAUUUGACAUAAAGGAAGCUCAAUUUCUGUUUGGUUGUUCACAGCUUGGCAAAGAACAUUGUAACAAGUCGAAUUCCAAAGUCGAAUUCCAUUACCAUCUGUAGAUCUAAUUUCAAUAUAUAUACUUAUUCAUAUAGAACUGAUGUCCAAUGCCUGAACACUAAAUUCAAAUUUCUUUCAAGCAUUUCAUCAAAUUUUCUCAAAUUCUUAUAUAAUUCAUAAAACUUCUAAUCAUACCUAAUGUGAAAAUUUUAUGUAAAAUAAAGACGUCCUUCGAUGUGAACUGAUAUCCUUAUACUAUAUUAUAUACUAUAUAUAGUAUAUAUACAUACGUAUAGAUAGCCAAUGCCUAAAUAGAAUCUUAAGUUCUUUGAAGCAUUUCAUCAAAUUUUCUCAAAUUCUUAUAUAAUUCAUAAAACUUCUAAUCAUACCUAAUGUGAAAAUUUUAUGUAAAAUAAAGACGUCCUUCGAUGUGAACUGAUAUCCUUAUACUAUAUUAUAUACUAUAUAUAGUAUACAUACGUAUAGAUAGCCAAUGCCUAAAUAGAAUCUUAAGUUCUUUGAA
Molecule: messenger RNA, 1469 nt
Organism: Xenia sp. Carnegie-2017
Lineage: Eukaryota; Metazoa; Cnidaria; Anthozoa; Malacalcyonacea; Xeniidae
Exons: 3
Coding region: 20-868 (282 amino acids)
Source: RefSeq, a predicted model, not a curated record